This is a messenger RNA of Trichosurus vulpecula (common brushtail), 7780 nucleotides long. It is a transcript of the gene OPA1, whose product is annotated as OPA1 mitochondrial dynamin like GTPase. The record is from RefSeq and is a predicted model, not a curated record. Bases 310 to 3285 code for a protein of 991 amino acids. The transcript has 30 exons. Gene Ontology annotation, cellular component: cytoplasm; microtubule; mitochondrial membrane. NCBI's taxonomy places the organism in Eukaryota, Metazoa, Chordata, Mammalia, Diprotodontia, Phalangeridae. Gene Ontology annotation, molecular function: microtubule binding; GTP binding; GTPase activity. Gene Ontology annotation, biological process: mitochondrial fusion.
GUGCUUGCCGGAGGCUCGGUUGACAACGCUCCUGAGGGCGCAUGCGCCCUGCGGCCUGUCCGGAACGUUAGUGUCUGUGGCCCGGACGCCCGCGGGGACGUUAUUUCUCCGACGGACGCGGUACGGAAGCCGGCCGGGCUCCCCCGGAAGCGGAGGCCGCUAGUCGAGCCGCGGCCGCCGCUGGAUGCCCUUGCCGUUCCUGCGCGCUCCUCCCUCGGCCUGGGCCUGGGCCUGCGCCGCCGCUGAGGCCCGCGGAGCAGAAGGAGGAGGCAGCGGCCGGAGGCCCCCGAGGCCUCUUCGGCAGGUGGAAUGUGGCGAGCGCGCCGAGCCGCAGAGGCCUGUGAGGUCUGCCAAAGCUUGGUGAGCGCCCGCUACGCGGUCAGAGGGACCCUGUCGCUGCCGAGGCUGCAUCUCAUUUCCCGAAGCCUUCACCACCCACGUCCUCUGAGGCCUCAGUUCCGGCUCUCUUGUCAGCCGUUCUCAUCCCUCAGUCACCUCCCUCUCCGCAGAUGGAAGCUCUCUCCAGCAAAGCCCAGCUACCAGCCCCGGAGGCACUUCUGGCCGGCCCGCCUGGCGGCCAGGCUCCUCCGACUCCGCUACCUCCUCCUGGGAUCGGCGGUGGGUGGCGGCUACACUGCCAAGAAGACCUUUGAUCAGUGGAAGGACAUGAUGCCUGACCUCAGUGACUACAAGUGGAUAGUGCCUGACUUUGUGUGGCAGCUGGACGAGUACAUCGACUUUGAGAAGCUCAGUAAAGCCCUUCCAGAUUCAGAAUCCUUGGCAAAGCUGGUUCCAGACUUGGAUAAGCUCGCAGGAAGCUUCAGCCUGCUCAAGGACUUCUUCUCCACAGGUACCUCGGGAGAAACAGCGUUUCGAGCGACCGAUGCGUCAGAGAGCGACCGGCAGUUUAAGAAGGGCCUGCUUGGUGAGCUCAUUAUCUUACAGCAGCAAAUCCAGGAACAUGAAGAGGAAGCCCGCAGAGCAGCUGGCCAGUAUAACACAGGCUAUUCCCAGCAGAAGCGCAAGGUGACGGACAAGGAGAGAGUGGAGCAGCUUCAGGAAGAACUCCUGCGAACUCAGUUGAAAUAUCAGAGAAUCUUGGAACGUUUAGAGAAAGAGAACAAAGAACUCAGAAAACUAGUGUUGCAGAAAGACGACAAAGGCAUCCAUCACCGGAACCUCAAGAAAUCUCUGAUUGACAUGUAUUCUGAAGUCCUGGAUGUUCUUUCUGACUAUGAUGCCAGUUACAACACCCAAGAUCAUCUGCCUCGGGUGGUGGUGGUGGGAGACCAGAGCGCCGGGAAGACCAGCGUCUUAGAGAUGAUUGCCCAAGCUCGGAUAUUCCCCCGUGGCUCUGGGGAGAUGAUGACUCGCUCUCCUGUCAAGGUGACGCUCAGCGAAGGCCCUCACCACGUGGCCCUGUUUAAAGACAGUUCUCGGGAAUUUGACCUGACCAAAGAGGAAGAUCUUGCAGCUUUAAGACGAGAAAUCGAGCUCCGAAUGAGGAAAAGCGUAAAGGAAGGCUGUACUGUCAGCCCUGAGACGAUCUCUCUGAAUGUCAAGGGGCCUGGACUGCAGAGGAUGGUCCUGGUGGACUUACCCGGGGUCAUUAAUACGGUGACAUCGGGCAUGGCUCCUGACACAAAAGAAACCAUCUUCAGUAUCAGCAAAGCCUACAUGCAGAAUCCCAAUGCCAUCAUCCUCUGUAUUCAAGAUGGGUCUGUGGAUGCUGAACGCAGCAUUGUUACGGACCUGGUCAGUCAGAUGGACCCUCAUGGCAGAAGGACGAUAUUUGUGCUGACCAAAGUCGACCUGGCAGAGAAGAACGUGGCCAGCCCCAGCAGGAUUCAGCAAAUAAUUGAAGGAAAACUUUUCCCAAUGAAAGCUCUGGGUUACUUUGCUGUUGUCACUGGAAAAGGAAACAGCUCUGAAAGUAUUGAGGCCAUCAGGGAUUAUGAAGAGGAGUUCUUCCAGAAUUCCAAGCUCUUAAAGACCAGUAUGUUGAAGGCCCAUCAAGUGACGACCAGGAACCUCAGCCUUGCGGUGUCCGACUGUUUUUGGAAGAUGGUCCGUGAGUCUGUGGAGCAGCAAGCUGACUCUUUCAAAGCGACACGUUUUAACCUUGAAACCGAAUGGAAGAAUAACUUUCCGCGUCUGCGAGAACUUGACCGGAAUGAACUGUUUGAGAAAGCCAAGAAUGAAAUACUGGAUGAAGUCAUCAGUCUGAGCCAGGUGACACCAAAACAUUGGGAGGAGAUCCUCCAGCAGACAUUGUGGGAGAGAGUGUCAACCCACGUGAUUGAGAACAUCUACCUUCCUGCUGCCCAGACCAUGAACUCGGGGACUUUUAAUACCACAGUGGACAUCAAGCUGAAGCAGUGGACUGACAAGCAGCUGCCCAGCAAAGCAGUCGAGGUAGCAUGGGAGACCCUGCAGGACGAGUUUUCUCGCUUUAUGACUGAGCCGAGAGGGAAGGAACACGAUGAUAUAUUUGACAAACUCAAGCAGGCGGUCAAAGAAGAGAGCAUCAAACGGCACAAGUGGAAUGACUUUGCUGAGGACAGCUUGAGAGUUAUCCAACACAAUGCCCUGGAGGACCGCUCCAUCACCGACAAGCAGCAGUGGGAUGCUGCCAUCUACUUCAUGGAGGAAGCCCUCAGGGGACGGCUUAAGGACACGGAAACUGUUCUCGAAAACAUGGUGGGUCCAGACUGGAAAAAGAGGUGGAUGAACUGGAUGGGACGGACCCAAGAACAGUCUGUUCACAACGAAACAAAAAAUGAAUUGGAAAAGAUGUUGAAAUGUAACGAGGAGCACCCGGCUUACCUCGCCAGCGAUGAAAUCACCACGGUCCGCAAGAACCUGGAGUCACGAGGAGUUGAAGUGGACCCGUGUUUGAUUAAGGACACGUGGCACCAGGUUUAUAGAAGACAUUUCUUGAAAACAGCCCUGAGCCACUGCAAUCUCUGUCGCCGAGGCUUUUAUUACUACCAGAGACAUUUUGUGGACUCUGAGUUGGAGUGCAAUGACGUCGUCCUUUUCUGGCGCAUCCAGCGCAUGCUGUCCAUCACGGCCAACACUCUGCGGCAGCAGCUCACCAACACCGAAGUCCGGCGUCUGGAGAAGAAUGUCAAAGAGGUGUUGGAAGACUUUGCCGAAGACAGCGAAAAGAAGGUGAAGCUGCUCACAGGGAAGAGGGUCCAGCUGGCAGAAGACCUCAAAAAAGUUAGAGAAAUUCAAGAAAAACUAGAUGCUUUCAUUGAAGCCCUUCACCAGGAGAAAUAAAUAACAGAAUCCCUCCCAGCAACAGUUGCCUCUGAAUACAGUGAACAAAGAAAAUGCUUCUCAGUCUUUGGUCCAGCCUUCCUCUCCGGAGAGCCCCACUGUGGAAACACGCCUUGUCCAGAACACAAGUAAUCGAUUCUUGGUGGGGUCUCUUUAGUAACAGCACCCGUGUUUGUAUUGUUGAAGAGACAGCUUGGGACACAACCUUGGCCACGGCAUCACGUUCAGUUCUUACCUUGUGUUUUUAGUCUUGCUCCCUGGGGCACAGGGUCUUCUGAUCUAGAGACUGGUUUUAGCUGAUAACCAUUUCUUUUCCAGAAAGUAUUGCUGAAUGUUUGAAAUAAAAACCUGGAGCAACGCUGUCAUUUGUAUAUAAAAUAAUCCUACCCCCAAAAGCCAUCGUUUGGAUCUGAGAUGUUCUGUUGGAGGAUCGGUGGAUUGCCUCCGUUUGGUUUAAACUUGCUGCGUGAAAGGGAACCAUCUUGGUCAGGAAUUAUUAGCUUGAACAUGUCCAGCAUCCUUGGAGUGGGUUUAUGAUCACAUUGGCAGCGCCUGCCUUAGAGCGUAGCUCAGGAGAAGCUGGUCCCUUGGACUCAGCGCCUGCUGGGCUUCUGUCUGUCCAAAGGGAAGUGAGCAAACGUUCUGAGCAAUCAGCCGGCUGCUGACUUACUUGUGCCCCUCAAGACGUGUGUGGGAAUCAUCAGCAAGAGAGGGAUUUCUUUCCUUUAGAAGGGCGUGCAAGCCCUUGAUCACUAGUACCAGCCUACAUCCCCACACAUGGGCAGUGAUCAUUUUAAAGGCAGCUAGUGACAGGAACCAGGGACCCAGCCUCCCUCCUCCAGGCUCGUGGUGUGUCCCCCUGAGGCAGGGCUGCUCCUUUUGGAUUCACAGGGGCUUUCCUCUCUGGCUGUUUACUUCUCUCAGCAUUCAGCUUCAGUUUUUUGGCUCGUACCUCAUGACAGUCUGCUUCUUCUAGUCGACUUAGGGUUCCUUUUCCCAAAAUUGAAUUUUUCAGUCCUAGAUGAGGGAUUUUUUUCUUCUGUAUUCACAGCAUUCCUGACCAUUUGAGAGAGUGUUUCUCAGUACUGGAAGCCCAACAAGGAAGGCUGAAGAGGGUCUUCACCAGAUACACGGCAGCAUGGCACACUUCAAGUUGUUAAAACUUUGGGUUCUGGUAAAGGAACCAACUCAGAUGUGCUUUCUGUUUGUGUGGGUAUUGAGGGACUUCGUAUUCUAGACAGUUUCAGCCUUCGAAGAGAUCAGGAGUAGAGUGAGCUCAGAUCUCUGGGUCAGGAGGAGAAAAUGCAUCUACUCCCACCACCCCCCCACCCCCACCCCGACCCUCUGUCUGGGAGGAAAAACUCAUCAGUCAUCAUGUGGAUUUGGGGACAGACAUCUUGGUGGCAUUUACCUGGGGCCACUCAAGAGUGGAGAAGUGUGUUUAGAAGAAAUUAGAAAUGACAUUAAGCCAGAUGCACCAAGUGUUAGCUGAGGUAGCUUCCGCAGGAGAAAGUCAGUGUUCCUUUCUGUGUUUGAAAACCCUGCUCCAUUCAGCCUCAGUAUCCAACCUGGCGCCUAAGUAAGCAUCGAUUGCUGAAAGGCCCCUGGAGCAGGCCAGACAGAUUUCCACACAAAUGAUGCUGGUACAUUUGUGCAUUAGGAUAUUUCUUUAUAACUGAUCUCAGCUAAGUGUCAUUUUUUUUCCUUUUUUCUUUGAGGGGGUAUGUGGAAACUUAGGUAUUUAUUGAAUGCAGAUGUAAUUGAAGGAAAAAAAUAAAAUUCCACUGGAACCCCUAGAGCUGGGUGUGUUCUGUCUCUGGCCUAAAAAGUAGAUAUUUCUGACACUUCAGCAAAUCCAGGUCCGAUUCUGAGGAUCCUGAAGCAUCCUUACAGCUAAAGCUCUGGUUAUCUAAAGUGUAAGAAUUUCCAAACAAUAAAGUAAUGAAUGAAGCUGAAUAAGAAGGCCUGAGAACAAAGCCCAGUCUUUGAAAGCACACUUGGGCCCAAUGUUGAUUUUAAAAAUCAGAAUUCUCCGGCCAAACUCAGGAGGGAAGGAAACCCUUCCUGUAGCACUGUUAAUAAACUGUGCCUUAGUGAGAGGAGGCAAACAGCCUCUCAGCACCUAAUGAUGUUCCCUCCUGGUGGCAUUGGCCCCUUUAAAUCAAGUCACCUUCCCCAGCCCCAGCUGAAAUAGGGCAGUACGUGAAUGACUGUGGAAUCAACAAAGGAAUUGGCUCCAGGAUGCGAGGAGUACUUCUAGUUUUUAUUUUAGGCAUUCUCCGUAUGAAGUUGAGGCUGUAGGGGCCAUCUUGUUAAGUCAGUUUUAAAUGUGUUGUAAUUUGGGGUGGGAAGCACAGUAUUUCACUUCUCCAAUAAAAGAGGUGGAGGCUGGUUCUGUCUUCACAUUCUAAGAAUCCGGGCUCUGGUGACAGAGGGUCUUUAAUUUAUAUACAUACAGUCCGUACAGUCCCGGCUAAUGUCUACCACAAAGAACAGCAUGUUCACAAGUUUGGACUCUAUAUACUUGUAUUGGCAGAAUUAAGAUCUUUGAGUGGCCUAUGUUGAUGAAAGCAUUUGUGGCCCCGAAUAAUUAUAGCAUUCGAGCCUUGUUCUAGUGCGAUGUUGGGACAAGGAUAAUGGCUAUCUUAGUGCUUUCUGUAUUACAUGAGAAAUAACCCCGUGCAUAUUGGGCUGGCUCCCAGCCUGGCCCCGUGGAACCAGACCUGGGCCAGAACAAGCCUGCAGGGUUUGAAUUUCACAUGGUUUUUGGUCCAGAGCCGGGGCUGGAGCAGAAUCAGCACUUUUAUGUGGGCUCUUGUCCAGUUUAAACUGUGUUCUGAUUGUCUUGUAUGAUAGGUGAAUAAGGGGAACCCUGAUGGAAGAAGGCUUUUCAUUGGUUCUGUGCAGUAAACAUUGGCUUCUUCAGCUCUUGGUAUGUCAUGGUGCAUGGUCAUGCCUCAGAACUGGAGUUAAAUCGAUUUUGGAAGCCAUCUCCUGAUCCCACCCUUUUUUACACUUAAGAGAGUGGAGACCCCCUGAGGGCAGGUGACGUCAAAGCGUCCAGCUCCCCCAACUGCUCUUUCAUAUGGGACUCAUGAGCAAAUUCGGCCCAUGACUGAGUUACAAAGAUUGCUCUCUUGGUUGGGUCCUAGCUUUGGCGAACAAGCAUCAGGGAAGGGGAGGGACAGAAGCCAGGAACCCCAGCUGGAUUCUCCGCUGGUGUUGGCUGUGCAACAGGGCAUGUUCUCACAAGGCUCAAGCUUUCUCCUUGAUUAAAAAUGAAGUCUGCAUCCUCUAAAGUCCUGGACAGCUCUGCCAGUUCAGAAUGUCCGUUAGGAGAUUGCCAAGUAAUAAAUCUAGAUGUCUUUGUGGAAGUUAGCAGGGCCGAAGCUCAAUUGUCACAUGCCUGGCAUGAUGAGUAUUAUUAAAAAGCCACAAGACCUGGAUUCUCCUCCCAGCUCUGGCCUGCGCUGACUGUGUGGCCCAAGCCAUUUUCUAGGUAAGAAGCUACAAAGAAGGGGCCAACUUGUAGGGGUCAAGGGGGUGCCCUCAGCAAGGACUUCCACCGGUCCAGUCCCUGUCCUCCUCCUAAUUGUCCCAUAAGCCUUGUGGUGUGCACUUAACUGAGUCCUUAUGAAUGCAUUUCAACUUCAUUGAGCUGCUUUCCUCUUGUAUGAAAAUUCAUGAAUUAGAUUAAUAGUGUGUCCUUUCAUCAAACCACAUGGCAGACCCACCAAGUGUGUGUGGUAUAUUAUGUUAAUACUGCAUCUAUGUGCACUGCGUGUGUGAAGGCCAAGGCUCUCUGGGGCAGGGCCACAGGAAAGGCCACAUCGUGCCCACCACUAAUUAGACAGGUUCUCCAAGUUUGGAGAAACGUCAACAGCAAAGCUUCAAGAAAAGUGUAAGGUUAGAAAGCCCUAGGCAAUGAGGGAAAAGGCAGAUACUUGUGAUUCUUUCAUCUGAGAACAGUCUAUGAAGGACAGAAUUCACAAAAAGGACUUCAUGAAUUUGGGUUUUAGUCACAGCCUCCUAUGUGUCAGACCACUGGGGAUAGGAUAAAUAAACCACCCCACCCUUGAGGCAUUUAUGUGCCACUGGACGAGACAUGGCACCCAAAAUAAUUUCUAGGGAGAAAGUACUAUUACAACUGUGGGGUGGAGAUGGGGAUCAGAACAGUCUUCCCAUGCAAAUCUUAAGUUGAAUCACAGACGAAUCACAGAAGAAUUCUUAAAUUUGGCCACUGUUGACUUGGAUAACUGAGGGAAGUGAUGCAACAUCCCCCUCCAUAGAGACCUCUGUAGGAUACAUUUCAUACCUUCAGGAAUAUGUCUGCGCGGCUUUGAGUUGAUGUUCAGAUGAUGGCCUGGGAACCACUGUUGGUCAGGCCCCCAGGCUGACCUCACACUGUAAUGUUGAUUGUAUCACGAUGUCUGUACAUUUUGUUUCUGGCAUGAAGAUGUUAUGAUAUUUAAUAAAAUAAGACAUUUCAUUGCUA